AUGCUAAUUACCUUGCUUUCCAUCUCGUCCAGCGUGCGUGUUCGCGCCGUGGUGAUGACACGUGACGACUCCAGCGGCGGCUGGGUGCCCCUGGGCGGCGGCGGCCUUAGUCAUGUGGUCAUCUGCAAGGGGCGGAGCCACAAGCGGAGGGAGUACGUCAUCCGUGGAGAGAGGCUGCGAGACGGAGCGCCGGUGCUGGAAUGCGCUGUGCAAAAGGGGUUGGUCUACAACAAGGUGAACCCCAUUUUUCAUCACUGGCGGGUGGGCGAGCGCAAAUUCGGCCUCACCUUCCAGAGUCCCGCCGACGCCAUUUCCUUUGAGAAGGGUCUGCGGGCCGUCAUCGACAAAUUGGACCGAGGGUCAUACUCACCCUUGUUGUCUACCCCGGAGGAGGCGGACACCGAGGACGACGGGCAAGCUUCCCAUACAGGCAGCGAGUCGUCCUCCAACAGCAGGAAGGAGAUGCUCCCGAAGCCCAUCACUAUUGUGACUAGCGAAUCGUCCUCGAUGUACUUCGUGCGAACCGAGGAGUUCGCUUUUACAUCCGGCGGAACCACGCAGACACCCGCCCAGAUCCACGCCAGGCCGGGACAACACCAGCUGUCACAAAUGACUGCCGCCUUGAAUCCCCCGUCACCGCCGCCUCCGGCCCCGCCGUCCCCACCCGCCGGGCCCCCUGCCUCGUCGCCGCUAUCGCCAACCUUUUCCCUGCUGGAGGAGGGGGACCUGCGCAGCGUGGAUCCCUGUAAGGACCUGUGGGGGUCCAGAGGGUAUGAAGACUAUCGACGAGCGGGGUCUACCAGGACUAUGGUUGGGGGGCUGACGGGAGGCGUGGUGGUGAGCAGCGGGGGGAGCCUGCAGGACAAGUCGGAGCUGUGCGUGGUCCGCUUUGAGAAGGAGAUGUCCGGGCUGGGAACGGGGGGCUGCGACGUCACAGUGAGCCUGGAAAGCAAAGCGGCUCAGCGCCUGUCCUCGUCCCCGCCCACCUGCAUGUCCAUCCCCAACGCUGUGUCCGGCGGGUCCUCAGGGGCCGGCUCCCCCCAGGAGACCGGCAAAGGCUCCCCUUCGCCGUGCUGCAUUCACACCUCCCUGGCCACGCCACGCUCACGGACUCGUAAGAGGGGCGGGGACCCGGGCUCCAUCUCUCCCGAUGACGACAGCCCGUGCCCGCAAGCAUCAUCCUCGUGCUCGUCCCGCUGCGUUUACUGCCGAUCGGUGUUCAGCGCCUCGGAAAACGGCCGGGGCCGCUGCAGGGACGCCCCGGACCCGGCCCUGCGCUGCCUACGCCAAUGGACCUGUGUGUGGUGCGCCGAGAGCCUGCUCUACCACUGCAUGUCGGACUCCGAGGGUGAGUUCUGGGAGCCGUGCUCCUGCGACGACUCCAUGGGGGGCCACCCGCACCCCCUGUGCUGUGCCCGCUGGUUGGCCCUCCUGGCCCUGUCGCUCUUCGUGCCCUGCAUGUGCUGCUACCUGCCUUUACGCGCCUGCCUGCGUUGCGGCGAGCGGUGCGGCUGCUGCGGGGGAAAGCACAAGGCGGUCCGAUGA
This is a messenger RNA of Nerophis lumbriciformis (worm pipefish), 1545 nucleotides long. NCBI's taxonomy places the organism in Eukaryota, Metazoa, Chordata, Actinopteri, Syngnathiformes, Syngnathidae. The record is from RefSeq and is a predicted model, not a curated record.